AAUGUUACAACAACAACAAAACCAUCAUCCUGGAGCAGAUAUGUUUCUCCUUUUCUACAUUAAACGCCGGAUUGAAAAAGACUCCAACCUAGAAUGGUUUGAAGCUCCUUAUUGCGCAGAAGAUGAUCCCCCUCAAGAAUGGUUGCUUCUCGAACAAGCAGCACUUAUUUUUGAGCAUGAUAAUCGAAAAGAAAUUGAAGAAACAAUGAUUAAUAGACUUGUACCUUUGGGAAGACUUAACUUUAGAAGCUUCCGAAUGAUUGUUCGUCACUAUCUAGACUUAUUAAGUCAACGAAUGGACAAAUCCAUUGCUUUGUUAGCGUUGAUAGCUUUUACUGGGUUAUAUGCUAGACGAUUAGCUGAAUUGGAUGCUUCACAAUGUGGGGAAGAGGAUGAAGAAAAUUCUAAUAAUAAACUGCCGAGAGAUUAUAGACGUGAAAUUUAUCAAGUUUCAAUUUAUGGUUCGGGCAUUUUGCUAUCUACGAUUGAGGGUUCUUGGGAAAGUUUCUGUACUGACAUUGCGAAAGUUGUUAAUCAAAUUGUUUUACAAAAACAACAACAAUCACUUGCUCGCUCAAAUAACAGAAUUUAUGGGCUAGCUGCAGUUUGUGGGGUUGGCGCGAUUGUUGCUUCAUGUCUUUUGAUUCGCCGAUUAAAUUUUUAA
Meloidogyne enterolobii is the source of this 664-nucleotide messenger RNA. The record is from the annotation of a GenBank genome assembly. NCBI's taxonomy places the organism in Eukaryota, Metazoa, Nematoda, Chromadorea, Rhabditida, Meloidogynidae.